AUGAACUCUCCAGCGCUCACAUUCCCUAGCCUUUCUGCCGCUGCUCCUGGCUCAGAGACCACCAUUUUCAAGAGGACAAAUGAGCUGGAUUUGGAUGCUUCUCCAGUGAUGAAGAAACCUCUCAAGCUGGAGGGUGAAGCUACUGAUGGCUCCUUUGCCAAUAAGCAUGGCUGCCAUGUCAUUGGCCACAUUGACGACUACAGUGCCCUAAGACAGCAGAUAGGGGAGGGCAAAUUGCUGGUCAAAAAGAUAGCAGCUCUUGUGAGAUUAGCCUGCCUUGAAACUCAGGGCACAGAGGUGCCGGGCAGCAAAGGCAUCCAUGAACUUGGGAGCAGCGCCCAGGCCCUGCAGCACACGCUGGACGAGUCGGCCUCCCUCCUCACCAUGUUCUGGCGAGCGGCCCUGCCCAGCUCCCCCAGCCCUGUCCUGUCUGACAGCACAGGACAGUCCCUGCAAAGGGAACUUCUAGAACUGAGAACCAGACUGUCCAGACAGGAGAGCAUCCUUCAGAGCACAGCGGAGCGUCUGACGACCGCCAACCAGCAGAAGGAAAGCAUGGAGCAGUUCAUCUUCAGUCAGUCCUGA
Molecule: messenger RNA, 585 nt
Organism: Lontra canadensis (Northern American river otter)
Lineage: Eukaryota; Metazoa; Chordata; Mammalia; Carnivora; Mustelidae
Product: myomegalin-like
Exons: 4
Coding region: 1-585 (194 amino acids)
Source: RefSeq, a predicted model, not a curated record